CCAAACCCAACCGGAAGCCGGAAGCCGGGAGCCUCCUGGGGCACCGAACCGGAAUCGGCAGAGCAGCGGGAGUCUGAAGGGCCAAGGGGAGGCUCCAUCACCGGUGUGAUCUCAGUACACAUUAUUUGUCCUGUAUUUUUGGAAUUAUGUGUAUGAACGGGCUAGACCAUCUCUGGAUUUUGUUGUGUGCCAGCAAAGAGAAUUGCAGUCACCUGCGUGGCUGAGAAGCUGUGUUGAGGAGGACACAGGACAAGGGUCUGGUGUCUGUGACAGACUCAGGACCAGGUGGAGGUGAGUGAGGGACAGGGCGACAAAGUCACCAUGGUAAUCAAGCCUCCCCCACACCUCCCUCCAAAGUCUGAAUGAGGAGCCCCCAGGGCUGGCCAGGGGCUAAACCCCUGAGUCCUCACGGGCACCCUGAGGGUGAGCAUGCCAGUCCAGCAGGAUGCCAUCAGUCACCACCAGGUGGCAGCAGGGGACAGGAGAGGGGCCAGGCCCCACACAGGAAUAGCUGCUCCUGGGCCCGAUUGGUUGGCCGCCCAGGUGUCUCAGCCUCCUAUCUCCAUUCUAACAUAGAACCAUCUCCCCCAAAUCCUACACUUCCCGGGGCUCGCCUGCCAUAGAAGGAAAAUAUGUUUCGGAUGACCCUUCCUCGCUUCCUGCCGUGAUGGGAUAAUCCCACCAGUCCCCAGGCGUGGCCUGACUCCUCUGGCCUCAGUCCCUCUGAGGCGACCUCCACCCCCUGGACCCUGCUAUCCACUCGGGCCUCCUGCAGCCCUGGGCCUAUCUCCCACUACCCAGACUCUCAGGCCCAGGAAGUCCCCUACCCCUGCCCCAGUGGCAUGUUGAGGCAUGUUGAGCAGAGCAGGGAUUCCCAGCCAAAAAGAAAGGCUUGAGCCCAACCCCAGAACCUGUCACCCUCAGCCACAAGCCAGGCAUGGCCGGAGGCCCGUGAUGCCCUAGCCCCCACUGUUCUUCCUCACCGACCUCACAUCUGACUUUCUCCCACGUCCACUCAACUCAACCACAAGCCGACUGCCCCUCACACAGCACCCCAAGCCUGUUGCUCCUUGACACCCAUGGGGGCCCAGGGUGAGGACACACCCCUGGCUGCCCAACUUGUGCUCUCACUGCCAAGGUCUUGACGGGCAGGUUGGGCCCGCCCCCAGGCCAGGUGCCGCCUGUGGGGCAUAAAGCCUGCAGAGGCAGCUCCUGAGGGAGCUCUGCUAUCUGCCAUGAAGGGGAGCAGCACCCUCCUGCUGGUGGCCCUCACCCUGCUCUGCUCCUGCGGGCUGGCCAUCGGGGAUGACAACAGUGACUUUUUCAUGGACUUCCUGCAAACGCUGCUGGUGGGGUCCCCAGAGGAGCUAUAUGAGGGACCUCUUGGCAAGUACGAUGUCAAUGCAGAUGCCAAGGCAGCACUGACGGAGCUCAAGUCCUGUAUCGAUGGCCUACAGCCUAUGCACAAGGCGGAGCUGAUCAAGCUGCUGGUGCAAGUGCUGGGCAGUCAAGAUGAUGCAUAGCGGACCCCAGUCAUGUCUCCAAGCAGCCACAGGACCAGCUACACAAGCAGCAAUGGCCACACUGCCCCAUUACCACUUCUCCGCGUGUAAAUUUAUCAUAAAAC
Felis catus (domestic cat) is the source of this 1627-nucleotide messenger RNA. It is a transcript of the gene SCGB1C1, whose product is annotated as secretoglobin family 1C member 1. The transcript has 4 exons. The record is from RefSeq and is a predicted model, not a curated record. Bases 1236 to 1523 code for a protein of 95 amino acids. NCBI's taxonomy places the organism in Eukaryota, Metazoa, Chordata, Mammalia, Carnivora, Felidae.